Acomys russatus (golden spiny mouse) is the source of this 848-nucleotide messenger RNA. It is a transcript of the gene Lto1, whose product is annotated as LTO1 maturation factor of ABCE1. The record is from RefSeq and is a predicted model, not a curated record. The coding region runs from base 99 to 554 and encodes 151 amino acids. The transcript has 5 exons. NCBI's taxonomy places the organism in Eukaryota, Metazoa, Chordata, Mammalia, Rodentia, Muridae.
CCCGCCCUGCUCCGCGCGGCAUACAAGGAAGUGGCUUCUUCCGGCUGAGAAGCCGGCGUUUGUGUCCGUGUCUUCGACGCCGGCGAUUAGUACACAGAAUGGCAGGAGUACGAGGGCCCGGAGAGAGUCGGGACACCGCUAUGACCGUGGAGCAGGACAUGUUCGAUGCCGUCGUGAUGGCUGAUGAGAGAUUCCAUGGGGAGGGAUAUCAGGAAGGCUAUGAAGAAGGCAGUAGCUUGGGAAUCAUUGAAGGAAGGCAGUAUGGCAUGUUACACGGAGCCAAAAUUGGAUCUGAGAUUGGGUGCUACCGGGGUUUUGCUCUUGCAUGGAAAUGUCUUCUACACGGUGGCGCUGGUGACAAAGACAGCAGGAAGAUGAAAGUGGUGGAGGCGCUGAUUGCACUGCUGCAGCGCUUCCCCUAUGAUGACCCCACUUACGAGAAGCUCCAAGAAGACCUGGACAGAAUCAGAGGGAAAUUCAGGCAGCUGUGCUCACUGCUCAACGUGCAGCCAGACUUCAAGAUGAGCGCAGGAGGCUCUGGACUUACGUUCUGACGACUCACAGAAGAGCACAUGUCUGCGCAUCAAGAGUGAUUAAAGGCGAGCCUGAGAGACACCCAUUGUUCUGUGGGAGGACAAGUUUGGCCUCUUCCCUGAGGCUUUGCCUAGGUAGCUUGCAGAGAGGUCUGACCAUCCUGCCUUCUGCACAGUGGCAGCACACUCAAGAGACUGCUGGCCACUGGCCAGAGUGGGUGGCUUUGUCAUUCCAGAGGUCCUGGGUAGGGUUACCCUAAGGAUAGGACUGAGAGAAGCAGGCUGGUGUGAAGUCAGUUAGUGGGAAGCCAUGGC